Molecule: messenger RNA, 1095 nt
Organism: Malus domestica (apple)
Lineage: Eukaryota; Viridiplantae; Streptophyta; Magnoliopsida; Rosales; Rosaceae
Product: transcription repressor MYB5-like
Source: RefSeq, marked provisional
AUGAGGAACCCAUCGUCUUCGUCGAAAGCAGCAGCAGCAGCAAGUGCUAAGAUGCAAACGACGAUAACAGCGUCGUCCUCGUCGAGCAAGGCGGCUGGGGUUGCUGGAGGGACCAAGACGCCGUGUUGCGCAAAGGUGGGUUUGAAGAGAGGGCCUUGGACUCCCGAAGAGGACGAGCUGCUGGCAAAUUACAUCAAGAAAGAAGGGGAGGGACGGUGGCGGACCCUUCCCAAGCGGGCUGGGUUGCUCCGCUGCGGUAAGAGCUGCCGCCUCCGCUGGAUGAACUAUCUCCGCCCCUCUGUCAAGCGCGGCCAGAUCGCCCCCGAUGAAGAAGAUCUCAUCCUUCGCCUCCAUCGCCUUCUGGGCAAUCGGUGGUCUUUGAUAGCUGGGAGGAUUCCAGGCCGUACGGACAAUGAGAUAAAGAACUACUGGAACACACACCUGAGCAAGAAGCUGAUAAGCCAAGGCAUAGAUCCCAGAACCCACAAGCCUCUCAAUUCAGAUCAUCACUCUGCUGCUGAUGAUGUUGACGUGGACAACACAAACAAAUCAACUGCUGUUGCUUCUUCUUCCAAAGCCAAUGAUCGGUUCUCAAACCCUAACCCUAGUCCCCCUUCUGAUCGUCUUGUCCAUAAAGAAGGGGAUCCAAAUAACAGCCGUAAUGAUGGAAACAUCGCAAUUGCUGAUCAUGAUCUGGGCACUAUAGUCAAUGGCUUUGCAAAUAUGAUCACGUCCAUCAACAAUCCCGAUGCUUCUUCUUCGGCCGCGGCAACGGGUACUUUGAGUUUGAGGAGCAACAACAGCCACGGUGGAGUACUACUUGGGGGAGGAGGAAAUGAAGAGGACGACGUCUUCUCUUCGUUUCUGAAUUCGUUGAUCAAUGAGGAUCCAUUUCCUGGACAACACCAAUUGCAACAAGUACUGCAGAAUGGGAAUGUUAGUGCACACGCAGCUGCUGCUCGUUCCGAGAACCUUCCUUUGAUUACUAUGACUAGUACUACGGCGCCAUCAACAUUUGGCUGGGAGUCUGCUGUGCUCAUGUCUUCUGCUUUCAUCCAAAAUGAUCACCAGAGCGUUAAUGAUCAAACGGAGUAG